This is a messenger RNA of Saprolegnia parasitica CBS 223.65, 696 nucleotides long. RefSeq lists its product as hypothetical. The record is from RefSeq and is a predicted model, not a curated record. Bases 1 to 696 code for a protein of 231 amino acids. Lineage: Eukaryota; Oomycota; Saprolegniomycetes; Saprolegniales; Saprolegniaceae. The transcript is spliced from 4 exons.
AUGGCAGCGAGCUUGGCAGCGAGCCGAGACAGCGCGGGCGAGAUCGACCUCUCGGAGUUAACGAUCAAAGACGCUCGGCACAUGCGCAUCACAACGUCAUCUCCGAAGACGUACGAGAGCAAUCUCAACCAGGUAAAGAAGUGGGUGCGCGAGGAGUACGAGGAGCUCGGUCUCCUGGAGCCGUGCUCAUUCGACGAAGUCAAGGACGGCUGGACGAUUGACCUCCGCGCAUUCGAGUACGACGACUGCCACCCGAAAAAAUCCGAUCACAAUUCAAUUUCAAGCCACGUCAUGAAGAAGCAGGAAGAUGGGACACUGGAGGUCUGUACCUACAAUGGCGUAUGCGUACGCCGCUACCGUGACCUCAACGUCGUUGCGUGCAUCAUGUGUUGGAAGAAAAUGAAGUCGGAAGCCGCGGUUACCGUGGCGCCCCAAGUCGACCACGAAGCCAGCGCAGGUGUGACGACCCGACGCAGGGCCAACAACGGGGGCGUGCGCUCAUAUGCGCUUCGCGAAGAGCUGCGCGAUUUGCAAGCGACUCUCCGCCAGCAGCUCCGCGAGUGUGAAUUCGGGCGUAUGAACGAUGGCGUGUACCAGACGCAAGAGCUCAAGAUUGGCCAGGGCACGGCAACCGUAUGUCCUAGCGCGGAGCAAACGACUUCCAAACGGCAGCAAGUACUGGCACUCUACAAGUAG